This is a messenger RNA of Rotaria sp. Silwood1, 408 nucleotides long. NCBI's taxonomy places the organism in Eukaryota, Metazoa, Rotifera, Eurotatoria, Philodinida, Philodinidae. The record is from the annotation of a GenBank genome assembly.
AUGAAAAGUCAAGGAAAGAAGUUUUGGAAUGAAAUAACAAAUCAUCAAUUUUGUUUUGAUCGAUCUCAACUUGAAGCUGAAAUAACACAAACAUUAGAACGUAAUGAUUUACUUCGUUUUUAUGAUCAUUAUAUAUCACCACAUUCAAUUUAUCGACGUAAAUUAGCACUUCAUGUUAAUCCAUCAUCAUUAACACUUCAAAAAUCUAUUGAUGAAAAAAAUACUAACGAAAACAAAGAUCAAUUAGAUGCUAUGAAUUAUAAAAAAUCACUUUCAAAUACUGAUAAAGAACGCACUCAAAUAGAGGCUACUGUACCUGUAGAUGUCAAUCAUGAAGCAAUAAAAUUAACUGAACAACUUGUUAUGAUUGAUAAUUUAAUUGAAUCAAAAUUAAAACAAAUCGAAUAA